Molecule: messenger RNA, 3332 nt
Organism: Cuscuta epithymum
Lineage: Eukaryota; Viridiplantae; Streptophyta; Magnoliopsida; Solanales; Convolvulaceae
Source: the annotation of a GenBank genome assembly
AAAUAUUCAUGUUCCAUUUCCUGUGUCACCCCUCUCGUCCCGAGAGAAGCCAUAUCUGUGCAUAAAGUAGUUCUUGAGCAUAAGGCCAUAAGCCAUUAAGCCCAACGUAUCCGCAACUCGUGAAGUGAAGCAAAGGGAAGGGCCGAUGGAUGUGUAUUCAUGGGUCCGACGCCGUCUAUCCAGAAACAAACAGUCAUCUCUUCCAGCGGGAGGAAAGAGCAAAGUAUAUCGUAAAACCGAAGAAGAUGACCGCCGACUUCACGGCGUCACUGAAACACUAAUCGAACUAAUCAAAUCUUUCUCUGUUGAAACCUUCAUAAACUACACACUUCCUGAUGACGAGGGAGCUGAUGGGGAGGGCAAUGAAGGACCUUCUCGCAACGUUCGAAAGGAUCUGUCGGAUUGGCAAGAACAUCAUGCUCUGCUUGUUCUGUCCGAAGUCAAGGAGCUAGCACAUCUGAGAUUUGAGUUAUGCCCUCGUUAUUUGAAGGAACGUCAGUUUUGGAGAGUCUAUUUUUCACUAGUUAAGAGCUACGUGGCAGAAUAUGAACUGCAAGCAAUGCGCCUAGCAAGAUUAAAGCAGAUGAGCAUUGAGGAUGAAAGCAUUCCAGAUAGUAAUGUGUAUGAAGUUGAGAUGUUAGAAACAAAGCAAAGGAUACAUGACAUUUCUUUGGAGGACCGCAAAUGACCUGACAAUAUACAAAUAAGUAGGUAAUAAGUUCUGGUUUUUGUCAUACCUUGAUGAUCACCUUUUUUAGAACAUUGUCUAGCCUUCUCAAACUGUAUCAGGCUUAGGGUGAGUUGAUGUCAUUCAAAGUGUAUACUAUGCUUAGUUAUGUUUGUAUGUAAAGUUUAGAAUACAAUGGUGUGUUUACUAUGUCGAAUAUUUCACAAGGGUAAUGUCGUGAAACACUUUGCACAGUCAAAAUCAAGCGAAACAAUUACUACGGGACAAUUUAGAAAAAGAUUGCAUGCCUUACAUAGCAAUACGAUUUGAUUUUUCAUGCAAAGUUAAUACAUCCUUACACUUUAUGUGUCAUCACUUUACAUGGUUUAUUAAAACAGUAAUGACAUUACAGUCACUUGACCAAAACCUUUGUUGCUCUUGGUUUAUUGCUAUAUAUGUAGUUGAAAUUAAAGACCAAUCAGUAUUCAGUAAUCAUCUUCAUUCAUCACACGUUCAUCAUAACAAUUAUUGAAUUUUAUUGACAAAUACUCUCACAAUUAUAAACAAGUAACUAACCUUUUAUAUUACCUAGAAUCUUUAAGAGAGCGAGGAAGCAGGCCUUCAAGUGAGAAGUAAGAGCAGCUAACUGGUCGAGAAAAGGCAACAAAAUUAUUUCAAGUAGUUAGGAUAUUAAUUGCCUGCUUUAGAAUGACAAACCAGACAUGCAAGGGUUUACCAGCUUCACCAGUGAUAUCUAUAGAUGUGGACUGCUAUAGGAAGGAAAUAGAAAAAGGCAGACUUAUUUUCAAGAAAGUGAAAGCUAGGAUUGUUAUAAGCAGACUGAAAAAAGGUUGGGUUAUUAGAAUCAAUUUUACCUAUUCUGAAUUGCAGUUGCUUCUUAAAACCAAAGCUUUUCAAUUAAGUUCUAUAAAAUCUUUGAAUGGUUGACUUCGUGCUUGUAGAGCAUAGGUUGCUACAAGAAGUUGGCUUCUUGCUUCUGGCCUACUGCAUUUGGUUAUGAUAUUGGGAACACAGGUUUUGGUCAAGUGAUUGUAAUGUCAUUACUGUUUUUAAUCCCUGACAUUAGCUGUUUCCACUUUUGAUGCACUGCUAUGGACUUCUUGCUAUUUUUGGUGCAUGUGACACUGAACCCCACUCGUUGUGUGCAACUUUAGAUUGAUUUCCCAUCAUAAAUGACCAGUAAAACUAAAUGUGGCUAAGUAAGUCAUAGUUAUGCACCAAAAGUGAAAAGAAUGGAAGUCGGCGAUCAGAAGUUAUUGAAUUCCUAACCUCCAUUACGAUGGAUGGUUUUUUGUUGAAGACUUGAAGUUAUAGCACAGUUAAACUGCCCUAUACAAUAAUUUAUAUCAGAUUCAUUCAAUAAUUACAACAAACUGCAAAAAGUGUGUUUGGCAUUUAGCGGUUAGCGAAUAUCGGAUUAUGUUAGCGGGUUGUCAAUAGCGGAUUCAAUCAGUUGGUUUGACUAGCGGAAUAAGUUGACGGGUGCCACAAGAUGCUUGGUAAUUUAGCUACUUGGCCAUAACAAUGAGUGAAAAACUUCAUAUUUCAAAACACUAACUUAAAACUCUCCUAUUUGCAGCGUUUCCGUCCAAAAACGCAAGGGUCUAACAGCUAUUUACCAAACAACGUUUUCACGUAUUGAAAACGUUAAAGAGGAUCAAACCGCCAUUUUUUUUUUUGCCAGAAAUGCCAUUUUUCACUUAUUGAGUUCAUUUUUAGAUGGCAAGGAUGAAGAAAUGCAGUAAAUGAUUCUCUGCAUGCAAGACUGAUUUUUGCAAGGGUAACUGCAGGGCACAGUUAAAAAGGCAACACAUUUGAAGAGAAUUGCAGGUAACUAGGUAAGUAUCACGUUUUUACUGAGUUAAGACAUUUGAAGCAACUUAAAAGCAUCCGCUGAAUGAAUUGAAUGCAUAUUAAAUGCCAUUUAAGUACUAAUGCUUGUCUAUUUUAGAUUGGUGCUUUGAUAUAAUUGUUUGUACUUUGUACCCGCUGUUAGGCUGUGAGCACACCAUAUAUUCAGCUGUAUAUGCCAGUGGGCGCCAGAAGACAAAUGAGCAAUAUAUGAAGAGUUGGACUAAUGAAUCUGAUUAGUGAAUAAGUUUGUACUUAUUGAAAGCUUUACUUUUUGGUAAAACUUUUGUUUUUGUGAGGUCUUUUAUAGAAAAAUUCAAAGUAACAUUGUGAAUAUGUUUUGCUGAUUUUAGAGAAAUCAGUGGACCUUGAGAAGACAUGAUGAGAAAUUGAGAUGUCUUCAGUGAAUGAAAGUGAGGAUGCCAUUUUUUGUACGUAUUAGGUGGGAGGUGAUUAGUCUAAUCGAAGUGGAAAGUAGGUUUUGUGGUAGAUUAGGGCACACUGAUCUGUCAAACUGUGAUUUGUUCGAAAAAAGGUUCAUUGUUCUUUCUUCCUAUUUGGUCCUAUAACAAUGAUGGUGAUGACGGUUUGGUGGUGCAAUAGAAUAAAGGAGAGGAAGAAAUUGGUAAAGAUCCUUGGCCCAAUUAGUCCGCGGUUGUGUUCUACUUUAUGUGCAUUAUUAUUAUUAUGACCAAGUAUGAUUGGUUAGACAAUUAUUUUAUGUGCGUUAUGACUAAGAAUGUUGUUAAUUGGACUGGUCUGAUUUGAUUUAUUUAAGUUUGUUAUGAUCUAA